Molecule: messenger RNA, 1770 nt
Organism: Zophobas morio
Lineage: Eukaryota; Metazoa; Arthropoda; Insecta; Coleoptera; Tenebrionidae
Product: luciferin 4-monooxygenase-like
Exons: 6
Coding region: 1-1770 (589 amino acids)
Biological process (GO): fatty-acyl-CoA biosynthetic process; long-chain fatty acid metabolic process
Molecular function (GO): long-chain fatty acid-CoA ligase activity
Source: RefSeq, a predicted model, not a curated record
AUGAACAAGUUCGUGGUAAAUGGACCCCAAGACACUUCGGGAAUCCCCCAUAAACCCAUCGGAAAACUACUCAUGGAUGCUUUUAGUACUUUCGACAAAAACCUCAUCGCUGUGGUGAAUGCCACCACUGGGGAUUCCCUCACUUACUCACAGUUGUGCCAAAUGAGUAAAAAUCUAGCAACGAGUCUUCGACUUUUGGGAGUAUCGAAAGGUGAUAUCGUUGGCUUGAUGGCUGAAAACUCUGCGGAGUUCUUGGUUACGUAUCUAGCAGGUUUAUUUAUCGCAGUCCCCGUACAUCUAAUCAACUCUAAGCACACACCCUACGAAUUAGAACAUAUUUUGGGUUUAUCUGAACCCAGUGUAUUAAUUUGUACGAAAAAAACCCACCAAAAUGCUAGAAAAGCUGUAAAAGAUUUAAACUACGUUACAACUGUCCUUUGUUUAGACGUGGAAAAAAUGUUGUCUGCGUGCGUGCAUGAAAGUAAUUUUCAAGUCGAAGACAAUUUUGACCCUGAAGAACAAAUUGCAUUGAUUUGCAACUCGUCGGGAACCACCGGCUUGCCAAAAGGGGUAAUGAUUAACCACGAGAUGUUGAGAUUACACUUCACCAUCGGAAGGCACCCAGAUCUCCUUAACUUAAAAAUUGGAGAUAGGUUGGUCGUAAUUGUGCCUUUUUUCCACAUUUACGGAAUGGGUAUGAUUAAUGCUGCCUUGUUUACUGGAACAACCAUAAUACCAGUUGACGCUUUUGAACCGGACCUUUUUUUGAAAACAGUUCAAAACUAUAAAACUGAGACGCUACUUCUAGUGCCAACUUUGGUUAAUUUUUUCAUUAAAAGUCCGUUAGUCGGAAAAUACGAUCUGUCGAGUGUCAAGCGUGUUGUAUCUGCUGGAGAUUGUCUCCCUGAAGAAGAUGCGCGCCAACUGAUAAAUAAGUUAAGUUUACAGAAACUGGAAAUCGGUUACGGACUGACGGAAUCCGGUAUAGCUGCAUGUAGUCAUGACAACCCCAGCAGCAUUGGUAAAGUGCUUUGCGGUUAUCAAAUGAAAGUUGUCGAUUUAGAAAAAGGACAUUCGCUUCCUCCUUUCCAAAAUGGAGAAAUAUGCAUCAAAGGUCAAAUUAUGAAAGGUUAUCUCAAAAAUUCCGAAAAAACCAAAGAAAUGCUCGACUCGGAAGGCUUCCUUCAUAGCGGGGACGUUGGUUAUUAUGAUGAUGAAGGCUAUUUUUAUAUUAGUGGAAGAAUGAAGGACCUUAUUAAACACAAAUCUUGUCAGGUGGCUCCAGUCGAACUGGAGCAAAUUUUAAGCAAAUUCGAAGGGAUUAAGGACGUCGCUGUCAUUGGUAAACCUGAUUCACGGUUCGGGGAAUUACCGACAGCCGCUGUUGUGAAGGAACAAGGUGUCGAAAUUACAGAAAUAGAAAUCUGUGAAUACUUAGCGAAAUUUGUUUGUGAUGAAAAACGUUUGCAUGGGGGGGUUCGAUUUGUUGAUGACAUCCCCAGAACUAAUUUGGGGAAAAUUAGGCGCCAGGAAUUGAUGAAGCAGCUGUUUAAUGAAUAUGUAAACUUGGCGCACUUAGCAGCAACCUUGUCAAAUUUAGUGAAUGUGGAUACGUCAUUCGAUAGGGAUUUUUUGUCUUCGAGGUUAUAUGAAAACAUUUGGUACGUCGUAAUUCCUAAAUUCACUUUGACAUUUGUAUUUUCCAUGCCUAGUCCAAAAACGCGUCGAACUGAGACGGAACGUUUCGCGACACAUCGGACCGAACGCUAG